AUCCAAUCUACGGAGAAUCACUCCCUCAUAUAACCUAACUCUCUCAUUCCCCUCCCCUAACUCUCACUCCCAGUCAACCAUUAUCUCAAGAAUACCAAAAUGUCCCCAAUACCCACCACCACCCCCUCCCCCAACCAAAAAGCAUCAUCAGCAUCAUCAGCAGCAGCAGCAGCAGCAGCAGACGCCGACCUCGACGCCAUCGGCUCGCACUGCUCGCUCCCAACCUGCAACCAACUCGAUUUCCUCCCGUUCCGCUGCCCCUCCUGCAAGGGGACAUACUGUCUCGAGCACCGCACCGAAACAGCGCAUCAGUGCGCAAACGCACGUAUCUCGCCAUCACCAUCCACCUCCACCUCCAACUCCACAUCUACAACCCAGCAGCAAAAGCCCACCAUCUACACCGCAGAUCAAUGCGCACACAUCUCAUGCAAAACGCUCAUCAAUACACUCACCGACCCGGGCGUGCGGUGCGAUCAGUGCCGGAAGGAGUAUUGUCUCAAACAUAGGUUGAGGGAGAGUCAUGAUUGUCGGCCUAUCUCAAAUAAUAAUAGGAAUGGUGCCAGAGGAGGGAGUGCAGCAGGUGGAGGGACGGAUACAUUGAAGUCCAUGUUUGGGAAGUUGCGCGCUUGGGGGAAACAACCUACCUCCUCUACAUCGACUGGUGGUAGUAGUAGUAGGAAACCACCGAGCCGCGCGGUCCAACUGAAUACCUUGAAACGCACCGCCAAGGGGGACAAUAACGUUCCCGCUGAGAAACGGAUCUAUUUACAUGUUGUGGGCACGAGCGAGACGACGAAUAAGCCGGCGACGGAUCCGCCCAGGGGGGAGUUCUUCUAUGAUGAGAGGUGGAAAGUGGGGAGGGUGUUGGAUGAUGCGGCGAGACGGUUGCAGGUGGAGAACGUGAAUAAUCGAGGUGGAGGGGAGGAGGAGAAGUUGAGGGUGUUUCAUGUGGAGGGGGGCGUGUUUUUGGAGUUUGGGGAGAGUGUUGGCGGGAGGGUGAAGUCGGGGGAUACGGUUGUGUUGUUGAGGGGGGCGGGUGUGGUUUUAUAAUUACCUCCAAGAGGGAGGGGAUCAAUGGGGUGUUUGAUCUAUGGCGUAGAUGAGGAGCGGGGGGAGGAAAUGUAGAGUAUAUACCCUUGAUUUUUGAAUCAUAUUUGUCUAUAACAGUUCUACCUCUAUAUACGGAGUAAGUAUGGGAUGCAGCUACACGCUCAUCUUCAUCUUAAUCGCCUUAUGCGGCUUAUACCCAAUCACCUCAAACUCCUCCUCUUUCCAACCAUCAACGACCCCACUACCUCGAUCUUCCCUCUUGAUCCUCACCUCCGGAAACGCCACCGGCUCGCGCUCAAUCUGCUCCUUCAACGCAUCGACAUGAUCCAAAUAAACAUGCGCAUCGCCCAACGUAUGCACCAGCGUCCCGGGAACCAUAUCCACGGCAUGGGCCAACAAAUGCGUCAACAACGCAUAAGAAGCAAUAUUGAACGGCACCCCGAGCCCCAUAUCCGCACUCCUCUGAUACAACAAACAAUCCAAAUGGCCCCUCCCCCAC
Molecule: messenger RNA, 1549 nt
Organism: Aspergillus welwitschiae
Lineage: Eukaryota; Fungi; Ascomycota; Eurotiomycetes; Eurotiales; Aspergillaceae
Product: AN1-type zinc finger protein
Exons: 1
Coding region: 100-1050 (316 amino acids)
Cellular component (GO): cytoplasm
Molecular function (GO): zinc ion binding
Source: RefSeq, a predicted model, not a curated record